Molecule: messenger RNA, 762 nt
Organism: Aspergillus costaricaensis CBS 115574
Lineage: Eukaryota; Fungi; Ascomycota; Eurotiomycetes; Eurotiales; Aspergillaceae
Exons: 1
Coding region: 162-560 (132 amino acids)
Source: RefSeq, a predicted model, not a curated record
CCGAAUCCUCCACCAAAUCACCGCCCUCAUACACCUCAAUCUGCGAAACCGUUAUCCCCUUCGCGUAAUCCUACCCAGAUAUCCCUACUGUCUGACAAUAGCCGCUGUGGACCGCGGUUACCAGCAUCCCACUGAACGUGUGACAGGUCUUUCUAUUGAAUAUGGAGAAACAUCCUGAGACAGUCCCAGAAAGCGAACGUAACGAAGAACAUGUGGAGCUAGGAGAAGGAGAGAUAGGAAUACACGAGCCCGGAGAGAAUGUGACCGAAAUUGUCUUUUGUGGAUAUGCCUUCCACAUCAAGCACGGGGUGCCCCGGGAGCACAGAGAAGAGCUAUGGGAAUUGUGGGCCACAGAAAACAUUACAUACGAGGAUAUUCCAGAGCACUUGAGAGUCUACGAGUUUACCCCGGAGGAAUAUGAGGAGUUGGAGAGAGAGGAGAAGGAUUUCAAGCGUGGUGGGUUUGUGGCCACUGGCAACAAGGAUGAGGACAAGGAUGAGGACAAGGACGAAGACAAGGAUGAGGACAUGGAAGAGGGUAGCUUGCCAGGAAAGCCUUGAGGUGAUAUUGACAAGGUUUUAUGUUCACCAGACAGUGUUCUAUGUUACUGGUGUCAUUGAUCACACGCUUUGUAUUUGCCACGACGUAAGGGGAAGUCGACGAAUGAAGGAUCGAGACAAAGAAGUUUUCCGAAUGGGAUCCUAACAUGGUGAGUUCCAGGAUGAGGAUCAAAUGAUGGCUUACUAUGCUGCCAGAGUGACU